Hyalella azteca is the source of this 2264-nucleotide messenger RNA. Its product is annotated as NADH-cytochrome b5 reductase-like. The record is from RefSeq and is a predicted model, not a curated record. Gene Ontology annotation, molecular function: oxidoreductase activity. Lineage: Eukaryota; Metazoa; Arthropoda; Malacostraca; Amphipoda; Hyalellidae. The coding region runs from base 547 to 1509 and encodes 320 amino acids. The transcript has 2 exons.
UUAUGUAUGAAAAUGCUUGUAUCCAAUAUCAAUGAUACUUCUGACUUUACAGAUGACUGGUCUACUUAUAGGAAGAAAUAGGACUAAAAAAUGAACUAGAGAAAGUCUCAACUCUCAGGAGGAAUCUAAAAAAAUCUGCUUUGACACUGGAAGAGAGAGGAAGGUCAAACUUGCUAAAAAUGGUAUUUGUCCCUCAGAUCCCUUUAUCAGAAGUACAGAAAAAACACAGCCCUUCAUUUUGUCAGACUCCACAAGCAUUUUUGACUCCCCUUCCAAAACAAAAACACUUGCUUGUGCUUGUCAUUAUGAAAGUGUGGCGGGUGCUGAUGUGCUGUCAGGAUCACCUGUAGCAUAUUUUUAUCUCAGUUUUGUAACCCUUCCACUAGAUAAUAGUAAAAGUCCAAGAUAACCAAGUUAAUUCCCACCUUACUACUUAUUUUCAGCUGCAUGAAUUAGAAUUCUGUCCACACUCAUUGAGGUGUUCAUCCUCUGUUCAUCAUCCAAUCUAGUUGAAAGUACUGCUUCAACAGUUCCAAAGUUAAUGUGAUGUCUCUUGAAGGCAUUCAUGUUGAUGUACAUGCAGAUGCAGCAGCUUUACCUCCAUGUCCUGAUGCUCCACUACCCAGUGAUUGCUGUGGCUCCGGCUGCUCUCCCUGCGUGCAUGACUUAUACCAAAAGGACUUGGAAGACUGGAAGCAACUUUGUAGAAACCUAAGAGAUGGGAGUGUUAUUUGUGAUUCAUUUAGUAAUGAUACAAUAGGAUCUGCCAGGCAUAUUUUUCCUCAUAAAUAUACAGCAUUCCAGCUAAUUUCUAUUGAGAAAAUCACAACUGAUUCAUAUUUGUACUCCUUUAAAAUUGAUAACAAUGGAAGUUUAAAUUUGAAAGUUGGUCAGCACAUUAUUUCACAACUCAUCAGAGAUGAUGGGAAGCCCAUAAGUCGUCAGUAUACACCUGUUAGUGAAAUGGACGCGGUAGGUAGAUUUGAGGUUAUAAUUAAAUUGUACGAAAACGGUAGAAUGAGUCAGCUGAUAAAAAAAUGGAAAGUUGGAGAUAUGAUUCUAUGGAGAGGACCUUUUGGUACGUUUUCAUAUUCCCGAAAUACUUGCAAGAGGAUAAUACUCGUCGGAGCCGGUACAGGUAUUGCUCCUCUGUAUCAGGUUAUUCGAUUUGUUCUGAGUGAUGGGGAUGACGAAACUCAAAUGAAUUUGAUGUAUGCUUCAAGAUCAUUUUCAGAAAUAAUACUUCGAAAUGAGCUUUUAGAUUUGACAAAUUAUUGGAACUUCUUCAUGUGUCAUUAUUUGAGUAACGAAAGUAAUAGACUAGGCAAGAAAUAUAGGGAGAAUGUUGAAUUCAGAAAAAUAACAAAGGACGAUGUCAAGAAUGAAAUUCAAAAAUCUUGUUUGGUGGGAACGAAGUUAUUAAUCUGUGGUACAAAAUCUUUUAACAAAGAUAUGAUCAAUUGUAGCAGAGAUUUGGAUCUUCUAGAGAGUCAAGUGUUCACAUUUUAAUAGUCCUUACUUCCUUAGGCAGUAUGAAAUCACCGAGUUUGUGGUUGUAUACCGAAGUUUAAUAGGACCGUAGCCGUAGGGUUUUGUGUGAUUCAUUAAUGUAUUCUUCCGUGAAAGAAUAUAACGACUCAGUUGAUAUUGAAAAUUUAAAAAUUCGCAAAAAACAUAGUUUAUGGAAGUCACAUCGCAACAAUAGCUUAUAUUGGAAAACCUUUUUCAUGACUAACUGCGGUUUGAUGACUGCUAACCACGGACCUACAAACUACGAUCGCGACAAAAAUAUCAAGUGAGUGAUGGAGAAACACGAGUUUACCGAAAAUGAUAGCGUGAUAAUAGAUUAACUACCAUACAAAACUGCGUUAAAUUAUACAAUAUUGUAAUUGAAAGCCUGUAACCUUCAGAAAAAUUGCAUGUUUGUUGUACAAGUCGAAUAAACGUGUUAGGUAGCAUGUAUUUCAUUUUUGUAUGUGGCUGAUACCCUUUUACUUUUUAUACACUAUUAAAGUUUGCGCUGCGAAAACGUCCUUGUCGCGCCAUGCUACUAUACAAAAUGAAGGUGGUUAACCCCAUGGCUUAACAUUAGUCCAAACCUUGUUUAACCCGCUCGGCAUGUGUCCCCUGGUGGGUACAAAGAUAAAAUUGCAAUUUCAUUAUCGUAUGAACGAAAUAUGUUCAUAAUAUCAAACCAGGUUUUUUACGCUGCAGGACUAUAUAAAGAAGGCGACAGGUGUGUUAUGUAUCAAUUAAUAAAUAAA